GACGCUCCUUCAACAACAACAGCUAGUCAGACACCUCCGUAGCUUUCUAGCAAACAUAGCUACAACAUUCAUGAUCUUUACACUUUGUUGGUGUAUAUUAGUCGUUGUGUUUUAAACAGACUUCUGUCAUGUGUACUUGUUGGCCCAUUUAAUUAUAUAUUUACGUUGUUUGUCAGCUAGCUGGUUUGCUAAGUUAACUUAGAACUAGGCUAGUCGCUAAUGCUAGCUAGCUAACAUCCUCGAACAUGAGUUCACUAAGCUACUCUCCUGUUAAAGAGGAGGUCUGCUGGACGGAGAAAGAAGCUCUCGUGAAAGAGGAGGAGGAAGAGAAGGCUGUUACAAUACAAAAACAAGUAGAGGGUGAGGCUGUUACCGUGAAAGAAGAAGAGAAAGACGUUUCAGUGAAAGAAGAGGAAGACGCGUUCAGAGUGAAAGAGGAGGAGGAGGAUGUUACAGUAAAAGAAGAGGAGGAAGCCGUUUUGGGAGUGAAAGAGGGGGAGAUGACUGUCAAAUUGGAAGAAGAAGAGGAGGUUGGAGAUCUGUUUAACACCAGAGAGAGAUGUGACUGUCGUGGAUUCUCUUGGGAGCCUCAACUACAUCGUGAUGCUAACGAGGCAGAGAAGAUUCUUUCCAGAUCAGAACACCUCAAGAAACCCCAGCAGAGACCCACAGGGAAGAAGCCUCACUGCUGCUCUGACUGUGGGAAACAUUGCAAAUGUUCAUCAGAACUAAAAAUACACCAGCGAGUACACACAGGAGAGAAGCCUUAUAGCUGUGAUCAAUGUGGGAAGAGUUUUACUACGUCUUCCAAUCUGACUAAACACCAGAGAAGACACACAAAAGAGAAGCCUUAUAGCUGUACUCAAUGUGGGAAGAGUUUUGUUACAUCUAGCUAUCUGACUUUACACCAGAGAACACACACAGGAGAGAAAUCUUAUAGCUGUGAUCAAUGUGGGAAGAGUUAUGUUACAUCUAGCUCCCUGAAGGUACACCAGAGAACUCACACAGGAGAGAAACCAUUUAGCUGUACUCAAUGUGGGAAGACUUUUACUACAUCAAGCUCUCUGAAGGCACACCAGAGGACACACACUGGAGAGAAACUUUAUAGCUGUAAUCAAUGUGGGAAAAGUUUUACUCGGUCAAGCUCCCUGAUCAUGCACCAGAGAACACACACAGGAGAGAAACCAUAUAGCUGUAAUCAAUGUGGGAAGAGUUUUACUCAGCCAAAUGGACUGAUAUUACACAAGCGGACACACACAGGAGAGAAACCGUGUAGUUGUACUCAGUGUGGGAAGAGUUUUAUUCAGGCAAGCUGCCUGAAAGUACACCUGAGAACACACACAGGAGAGAAACCUUACCACUGCUCUGACUGCGGAAAAAGUUUUAUUAGCUUAAGUGAUUUAAAAUCACACCAGAGAACACACACAGGAGAGAAACCACCAUAUAGCUGUACUCAAUGUGGGAAGAGUUUUAUUCAGUCAAGCUCCCUGAUAGUGCACCAGAGAAUACACACAGGAGAGAAACCUUAUACCUGUACUAAAUGUGAGAAGAGUUUUACUCAGGCAAGCUGCCUGAAAGUACACCUGAGAACACACACAGGAGAGAAACCUUACCACUGCUCUGACUGCGGAAAGAGUUUUGUUAGAUCAAGUGAUUUAAAAUCACACCAGAGAACACACACAGGAGAGAAACCACCAUAUAGCUGUACUCAAUGUGAAAAGAGUUUUAAUCAGUCAUGCUCCCUGAUAUCACACCAGAGAACACACACAGGAGAGAAACCUUAUAGCUGUACUCAAUGUGGGAAGAGUUUUACUCAGUCAAGCGGCCUGAUAGCACACCAGAGAACACACACAGGAGAGAAAUCUCAUAGCUGUCAUCAAUGUGACAAGAGAUACUCUGUUAAAAGAUCUCUGAUCAAACAUCAGAAAAUACAUACAUGAAGGAGUUGUUUUAAUAAUCUCACAGUGUAGAAUGUUUUAACAUUGAAGUAUGAGUAUUUUAAUAAUGUCACAAUGUAGAACCCUAAACGUUUGCCCCAUGUUCUAUUGAUUUCAGCAUGAUAUGGAUAUUAGCCUCGUGGAAAAAUACAAGCUCUGAAUUGAAAGAGUACUAUUUAUGUGAUUUAACAAAAAGUGACUAACAAAAAAAGAGUUGUGUUGCACUUCCCACAUUGGCGACCCACUUGAAUCAAAAUGCAACACUUCAAAAUGUAGCGAGCUGUUUUCUACAAAUUGUCCUCUAACCAGUGAUGUACACAUUAUUUCCAGAUUCUGUUUGGUUUUUGAGCUGUUAGUUUUAACAGGACAUGCAAGCUCAUCUCCCUCCUCUUGCACAAUUGAUUUCAACAUGAUAUCGAUUUGGUGAUGACAAAUAAGUGUUGCGUUCCUUUAUUUAGCGACCCCUAAAUUUAAAUGCAUCACUCCAAAUUGUAGCUGACUCUCUUCUGCAGGUUGUCCUCUAACUAGUGAGAUAAAAGAUAUCUCCCAUUUCCAUAUGUUUCUUUAGUUGUUUUAGUUUCAACAGAACAAACAACCUGAUUUCCACCCUAAUCGAUAUCAGUAGUUUAUUGCUACUUGUCAAAACAACAGCGUUUUUGGUGCUUGUGUCCAUGGUGAGGACAACUUGGUUUCUGAUUGUCUCAAGGUGGGCAGUCAAAAAGGUUUGUGUUUUGCGUUUAGCCAGUGAGUUGCCAUGGAUCUUAUUCUGACUGCAUGUUUUUCCUUAUUGGAGAUGAGUUUGAUUGGGCUCGUUCCAAGUGGUUGUGAGUUCAAGAACAAGUGAGCAAUAGGAAGAAGACAGUCAGAAGCUAGUGGGGAGAAGAAAAAAAUGUAUAUUUAAAACAAAAUUGUUGACAGCCAGUAGACACCAUGUUUAUAUUGGUGAAGCAUUGUAGUUGAUUAUAAAGUGAAAUGGAAGUUGUUUUCUGUUGGUGGUAAGCAUUCUCUUACAGUGUUACAAAUGUUUGGUUUUUUAUGUUUUGAGGUUGGACUUUAGCACGU
Molecule: messenger RNA, 2999 nt
Organism: Oncorhynchus nerka (sockeye salmon)
Lineage: Eukaryota; Metazoa; Chordata; Actinopteri; Salmoniformes; Salmonidae
Product: zinc finger protein ZFP2-like
Exons: 2
Coding region: 246-1940 (564 amino acids)
Biological process (GO): regulation of transcription by RNA polymerase II
Cellular component (GO): nucleus
Molecular function (GO): DNA-binding transcription factor activity, RNA polymerase II-specific; RNA polymerase II transcription regulatory region sequence-specific DNA binding
Source: RefSeq, a predicted model, not a curated record